CGCCGCACAUUGAGACGCAGGUGACGCAGGUAACGCAGCGUAGGACAGCACAGGUUUCUGUUUUCCGUACAAUUACAUUACGCCGCGCAAAUUGAAACGCAGGGCAGUGCAGCACAGAACUGUGUUUAAGAAAACCUGCCAGCGCAGUCGUCCGGACACAGAUUCCUGUGCCACGUGCAGAGCAGUUUGUUUGUUUCUAGUAAAGUUUUGUGUGGUUAUAUUCGAAAUGAAUGAACAAUUAAUUGAAUUGGUGAGAAGCCAGACAAUUCUUUACGAUACCAACGAUCCCAAUUAUUUAAAAGCAAAAUUGAAGGAUGAAUUAUGGAAUGAUAUAGGAAAAAAACUAAAUUUAAAAAGCGGAAAUGAGGCGAAGACACUUUGGCUUAAGCUUCGUAACUGCCACCGCGAUGCACUGCGAAGACAGAAAAAGUGUCUAAAAAGCGGAGCUGCUGCUGUCGUCAUCAAAAAAUGGAAAUUUCAAAAACAGAUGAAUUUUUUGAUUCCAUAUAUGUCCAACAGAUCACGUGAAGGUAAUUUACAAGAAGAUAGUGAAGAUGAAGACCUACAACAGGAAGACUCCAUAGUUGAUCCAGACAGUGAAAUUUUUGACGAGGUGGCCAGCGACAUUCGACAUGAUACCGAAGAAAUCGAGAGUGUUAAAAAUGAUAUUGUUGAUGAGCCGUCUACGUCUGGUAUUGUUAUACAAAAAAAUAACGAAAAAGGAAAUGCCAAACGUAAGGCAACUGCAGACCAAUCAAUCACAACCAAACCAGCUAAAAAUAAUAAACCUAAAAAUGAUGAUAUACAGGAAGUGAUAAAGCAGUCAAUUAUCCAACGUCAAAAAAGGGCCGAAGAAAGAGCAGUUGAAAGGGCAGUACAGAAGCCUUUGGAUGAUGAUCUCUAUCAUUUUUAUAUGUCGAUGUACAAAAUAACCAAAAAAAUGUCUCCUAAAUUUCAACAUCGUGCAAGAAAUGAUGUGUUUCAAGCUAUAUCGCAGCUGGAAGCUGCAUAUCUAGAAAUGCAGGAUCCCAGUCAAGAAAACUACACUCAUCGUGAACAAAGAGUUUUUACAGGUGCAUAUGUUAAUACUCAUAUUCAGCAGCCCUCUUAUUCGUCAACACCUCUUCCAUCACCAAGUUCCAGCCACAGUAGUCAGAAUACUGAGAAUCAACAUUAUAAUAAUCCUCUAGCUCCUAUGACCAACAACUCUUUUUUAUGCUCGAGUGCUUACAACUCUAGAAGCACCAAUAAUAAUUAUUCAUCUACCACACUCACCCCCAGGUUGUCUACUGAGACAUCUCCUCAAACCGCCAAUACCGGUAAUAUUCGUAAUUUUGUGGAAAAUUAUAGAGUAUAGAAUUAUGACUGUUUAAAUGGACAUUUUUGUAUUUUUUAAUAAAACAUAAAAUUAAUAAAAAUAAUACCUUAAAAAAACAGCUAGUUUUUCUUUAGUUCCUAUUGGUUUUUGGGCAUUACAACCAUCUGAAUAAAUACUGUUUUCUAUUAAAUUAUGUACUUCAUCAACUUGUUUUCUGCUUAACCGAAAAUAAUUUAAAUAAGCAGGGUCAGAGAAUUCGGAUGAUAGUGCAAAUUCCCCGUGAGUACUUCUCUUUUUCAUAUAGUCGCUUUUCCAAAAUGAUUUUUUUCUCUUUGACAUGUUGAAUAAUAAAAUCGUUUCUUCAAAUUCAGCGUCUGACUCUGACUCGGAACUGUCCAGAAAUACCGCCAUUAUUUAAAUUAUAAAAUUCUCUUUCUAUGUUCAGAUAAUAUAUUUGAUAUUCACACCUCAAAAUUUUCGAGAGGACUGCUUCCAAAUAUGCGCUCACACUGCGUGACACGUAUAUUUUCUGACCUGUGUAACCUGUUCUGCACUGCGUCGCCUGUGUCACCUGCGUCCCAAUGUGCUGCUUACCUUAAGUUCGUAUUAUUUCCUGGUGAUCCUCUGCCAUACUAAUUUUACACUGUUCUUACAUGCAAGCAUUUGUAAAUUAAUUUACCAUUAAAGGGCGGCCCAAGGUAUAUUCAUCUUAAAUGGGUGGUUGUAGUUUUGUAUAUUUUAUUUUCAUUUUGUAUUAUUUUUAUUUUAGUUUUGUAAUAUUUUUAAGAACAAAUAAAAUAAUUAUAAUUAUUCUGAA
Messenger RNA from Diabrotica virgifera virgifera (western corn rootworm), 2135 nucleotides. RefSeq lists its product as uncharacterized. Gene Ontology annotation, cellular component: nucleus; transcription regulator complex. Lineage: Eukaryota; Metazoa; Arthropoda; Insecta; Coleoptera; Chrysomelidae. The coding region runs from base 227 to 1357 and encodes 376 amino acids. The transcript is spliced from 2 exons. Gene Ontology annotation, biological process: regulation of transcription by RNA polymerase II. The record is from RefSeq and is a predicted model, not a curated record.